AAUGGAAAACAUUCAAUUGCAUCACAUGGAUUAAUUCGACUGAAUUAUUAUUGGAUAAUGGAUAUGAACCGGAUGCUUUACCAAAAUGAUCCAUUACAAAAUUGUAACAGAAGGAACAUUUUUAGGCCUGAUGCUGACUUCAUGGAGGGUGAAAUGUUUUUGGCCACCUCCAUAUACCAUUGACCUCCACGACGAAGGUACUUUCGAAAUAUCCGAAGAUCUGGAUACGAAAAUGGAUAAAAUUGUGGAAGAUGAGGACGAAAUGAUUGCAGAUAAGGAACUGAGUCGACUCCAGUUCAACAAAAAUCCCCAUAAGUUCGUUAGGCUCCAUCAAGCUGUGGAUGGAAUCGAAAAAAACGCUGAGAGAGAAGAUGAUUUAUUGAAUAAUAGUUUCAAUAUUUCUGAGGAGAAUUUCUAUAAGGAAUACACCGAUGAAAGAAUUACAACGAAUUUAAGUUAUAGUUUGAAGGCGAAUCCAAAUGUUGAUUACCACAAUAAUAUGACGAAAAAUUUCGCGAUAUCGAAUAUAGAGGAAAAACGUCAAGUGAAUGAAAGUUAUACAAAAUACAGGAGAUCAGAAGAAAACACCUCUGAUAACGCUGAUUACAAUUACGAAGAUAUGAAGAGAAAAUUUGAAGAAAAAAUCGAAGAGGAAAGGAGGACGGAAGUGAAAUAUACAGAAUUGAAAGAAUACGAAGACAUGGAAGAUUCUUUGAAAACUAUAUGGAGGAAAAAAGAAGAGAUUAAUUGCACCAUUGCAGAAAUGAAGAAUAUAAAUGGUAAAGCGCUACUGUGUCUACUGAAAGAGCCAAGUAAAAAUAAAGCUUCCAAAUUUUUCACUAGAUUAGGAAAAAUACUCGUCAUUUGGUUUAUUGUUUAUGUAAUUAUUGCAGUGCCUAUGUGGUGUACGCGAGGAUGGUGCUGUUGCUGCUGCCGUUGUAAGUUCUGUAGACCAAGAAAUAGGAUAGAAUGGAUCAAAGAAUAUUUUAUGCAGAAUCCGGUUGGAGUUGUGCAUGACGAUUAUGGAAAUAGAAUUGAAUAUCACCCAACAAAAUAUGAAAAAUAUUAUUACAGCAAUCUCGAAAAAGAAUUGAAGAAACUAAUAAUACAUUGAAAUAAUCGU
Coccinella septempunctata (seven-spotted ladybird) is the source of this 1123-nucleotide messenger RNA. RefSeq lists its product as uncharacterized. Bases 86 to 1114 code for a protein of 342 amino acids. The transcript is spliced from 5 exons. NCBI's taxonomy places the organism in Eukaryota, Metazoa, Arthropoda, Insecta, Coleoptera, Coccinellidae. The record is from RefSeq and is a predicted model, not a curated record.